AUGGCAGAAGUCUCACCAGCACCCGCCGCCGCCGCGCCGGCCAAGGCACCCAAGAAGAAGGCAGCAGCCAAGCCCAAGAAAGCGGGACCCAGCGUAGGCGAGCUCAUCGUCAAGGCGGUGUCCGCCUCCAAGGAGAAGAGCGGUGUGUCCCUGGCCGCUCACAAGAAGUCUCUGGCGGCAGGCGGCUACGACGUGGAGAAGAUCAACUCCCGUGUCAAGAUCGCCGUCAAGCGCCUCGUCACCAAGGGCACCCUGGUCCAGACCAAGGGCACCGGUGCCUCCGGCUCCUUCAAGCUCAACAAGAAGGCCGUCGAGGCAAAGAAGCCCGCCAAGAAAGCCGCAGCCCCCAAAGCUAAGAAGGUGGCCGCCAAGAAGCCCGCCGCCGCCAAGAAGCCCAAGAAGGUAGCAGCCAAGAAGGCCGUGGCCGCAAAGAAGUCCCCCAAGAAGGCCAAGAAGCCCGCUACACCCAAAAAGGCCGCCAAGAGCCCAAAGAAGGUGAAGAAGCCCGCCGCAGCGGCCAAGAAAGCGGCCAAGAGCCCCAAGAAGGCUACCAAGGCAGCGAAGCCCAAAGCCGCCAAGCCCAAGGCGGCCAAGGCCAAGAAGGCAGCCCCCAAGAAGAAGUAAAGCGAUUACAAACAGUGUUCUUUC
Molecule: messenger RNA, 648 nt
Organism: Oncorhynchus mykiss (rainbow trout)
Lineage: Eukaryota; Metazoa; Chordata; Actinopteri; Salmoniformes; Salmonidae
Source: RefSeq, a predicted model, not a curated record